CAGCUAUCGUCGACUGUUCGCAAGUUGCAACCGCUCAUCCAUCUUCUGGACAUCCCCCAAGCGCCCUCAUAACAAACCAGCAACAAUGGCAGACCCCAGCGUCGUCGCAAGGCAGUUCGUCGACUACUACUACCAGACCUUCGACGCAAACAGGGCGUCUCUCGGUCCCCUCUACAAAGAUAUCUCUAUGCUCUCGUUUGAGGGUCAGCAAACAUCCGGCUCUGCCGCUAUCGUCGAGAAGCUCACUAGCCUGCCCUUUCAAAAGGUCCGCCACGUCAUCUCUACAUGCGACGCCCAGCCAGGAAGUCCUAACGGAAGCAUCCUCGUUACGGUGACCGGCCAGCUUCAGAUCGACGAGGAGACUACCACCCAGUUCUUCACACAAACGUUCCACUUGUACCCCGAAGGCGCUAGUUUCUUCGUGUACAACGACAUCUUCCGCCUUGUUCUCGGAGCGUAAGGCCUAACGAGCGGGUGGCGAAAUGGAGAAUGUCAAAUAGGCUUGUCCGAGGGCAGUGAAUGGAACCUUUAAUACCCCCCAAAACGAAUCCGUCGCUUCGAGUCAUUUGAUAGGGCUUCGGCGGCGGAGGAACCACUGUAGGCGAGCGAUGUAGCAUGUAUUUAGGAUCAUUGAAUAGUCUGCGUAUGGCUGGUAUACAUAUUCUUUGUUACAGUGUUGUCUUGGUUCUGUGGUCCAAGCCAAUUUUCGCUCUCGGUCCAUGGCUACGUAGCGCUGAACACCAAAACCAUCACAAUCCUGCGUUUCCCCAGUCCCAUCGCCAACCUUCUUGCG
Messenger RNA from Fimicolochytrium jonesii, 793 nucleotides. RefSeq names its product nuclear transport factor 2. Gene Ontology annotation, cellular component: nuclear pore central transport channel. The record is from RefSeq and is a predicted model, not a curated record. Gene Ontology annotation, biological process: protein import into nucleus. The transcript is spliced from 6 exons. The coding region runs from base 86 to 460 and encodes 124 amino acids. Lineage: Eukaryota; Fungi; Chytridiomycota; Chytridiomycetes; Spizellomycetales; Powellomycetaceae.